AUCUGCUGUUCAUUUCCACUAGCUGUCCUGAGCUUAACCUCUCACAUUAUGCAACAGUCAUUGUGGGCUUUGGAGUUUGAGCCUGGUUCUGGAAAAAGCUUUGCUUCCUUUGCCACUGAAAGAAGCACAGAACACAGAGAACUUCAGUGUAUACACAGCUCAUGAUUCCAGAAUAGUGGCCAUGCAAACUUCACGGGGCCAAUGCUGUGUCCUGGUCCUGGCCGGUGUUUUUCUUCUCUCUACCCCAUACCAUGCUGUCCAGGCUGGAAAAAUCCUUGUCUUUCCUGUAGAUGGCAGCCAUUGGGUCAACAUGAACCUCCUUAUUCAGGGACUUCACGCCCGUGGUCACCAGAUCACCGUGGUGAGGACCGCAAGCAGCUGGUAUGUCAAAGAGAACUCGCCAUACUAUGAUUCUAUCACUGUGACUCUACCGGAACCCAUUAACAUCGAGGACGAAGAGUUCUUCGUGUCCUUCCUCAGCAAGAUGUUGGAGAUCCAGCGGAGUGGGGCAUCACUGCUGGCUUUUAUAAAGUUCUACUGGGAGAUGAUGACAGGGUUGUCCAACAUGCAUCGGCAGGCAAGCCAGCUAGUGGUGGAAAUAUUUGAGAAUCAGGCACUGAUGGAGCAGAUCCAGAAAGCCCAUUAUGACCUGGUACUGACGGACCCUGGGCUUCCUGCAGGGGUUCUGGUGGCCCAUAAGAUGAAACUGCCCACUGUGUUUAACGUGCGAUGGAUCACCAGUGGAGAAGGUCAUUUUGUGAUUGCUCCUUCACCUGUCUCCUAUGUCCCUACGUCUGGGUGUGCAGUGUCAGACAAGAUGACCUUCCUUGAACGAGCCAAGAACAUGUUCCACUAUCUUCUGAACAUGUGCAUUGACCAUUUUGUGGUCAGCCCACAUUAUGAUCAACUGGCAAAACGUUACUUUGGUCCAGACGCAAAUUUCUACCAUAUGCUUCAGGGCACAGACCUCUGGUUGAUGCGAGUGGAUUUUGUUUUUGAGUUUCCGCGCCUAACCAUGCCCAACGUUGUAUACAUUGGUGGCUUCCAGUGUAAACCUUCCAAACCCUUACCGCCUGAGCUGGAGGACUUUGUCCAGGGGUCAGGAGAUGACGGGGUCAUUCUCAUGUCUCUAGGAACUCUUGUCAAAGGACUUCCCAUCGAAAUCACCUCAGAGAUAGCUGCCGCAUUUGCUCAGCUUCCGCAAAGGGUCAUUUGGAGACAUCCAGGAGAACGGCCCCACAACCUGGGCAACAACACACUCUUAGUGAAAUGGAUGCCCCAGAACGACCUGUUGGGCCACCCUAAGACCCGAGCAUUUGUUGCUCAUGGUGGUACGAACGGGAUUUACGAGUCCAUAUAUCAUGGAGUUCCAGUGUUAGGGCUGCCGUUAUUAUUUGACCAGUUUGAGAAUGUCCUUCGUCUGGAGGUCCGAGGAGCAGCCAAAGUGCUUGACGUCACCAAACUCAACAGCCAGCGCUUUCUAGAAGCAUUAAGAGAGCUCCUGCAUGAGCCGUCGUACCGAGAAAAUAUGCAGAGGCUCUCCAGACUGCACCGCGACAAGCCGGUGCACCCUAUGGACAGCGCACUGUACUGGAUAGAGUUUGUUAUGCGCCACAAGGGGGCAGCACAUUUACGCACCGAGUCUUACAAGAUGCCCUGGUACUCUUACCACUCUCUAGAUGUGAUGGCCUUCCUGCUGGCCAUUGUGUCGAUACUAGGGGCUAUUGUAGUGGCCACCGUCCGCUUUAUGUUUCUCAGACUGUGCAGAAACCGCAAAUCCAAACUGGAAUGAGGGAUCAGAGAAUGCUGAUUUUGGGGGGAAAUGAAGAAUGUAAGGGAGAAGACAGUCAUGGCAUUUCAGAGGCAAUGUAACUUUUUGCAUGGAAUCCAAAACAAUGUUUAGUAUAACUCUGUUCAAAAAAUUGAAACUUCACAUCCCAGUGUGUUCUUGUUGUACUGUUCUCUAUGUCCGUGAUUAUGCUCUUAAGUCUCGGGUCAGUAUUGCCACUUGGUCACAGGGUCAGCACGUUAUAAAUACCGUUGUCAUUUUGUGACAGGAUUCUGGAAUCUUCCUUUUUGUCAGAUGCUGUGUUUUAAAGUAGCUCCAAGAUUUCUCACAAAUGCACUUGUGUACGUCUGUACUCUGGCCCAAACACUGCACUUGAAAUUGAAGACAGUCCUUGAUUUUCUCAGCAUAAACCAUAAGAUAAUAAGUUCCUAUGUUUCUUAAGGACAUGUCAGUUACAGCACACAUACUACAAAUAGCAGACAAGUAACAGACAAUGAUUUUUGAUCUGUUUUAUUGUAUUUUAGACGUUUGAACAUAUAAUUUCAAAAAUGAACAUAAUCAGUGUUAUAGAAGUGUUAUACACAUUUAAUGUUAAGACACAAUUUCAGCAUUCCACACUGACAGGUAUAUAUUACAGUCAAUCUAGAUAUGAGUGAGUGAGUUUAGAUUUGACAGGGGGGUUGCCAAUGCUCCAAAGGUUUAAACUGCCCAGUAGGAGAACAGCUAAGAAACAUUUCCAUUGGUCAGUUUUGACUCAGGUUCUCUGGUCAAAUGAGAAAUCUCACUUCACUGGAUCAGAUAUUUAUUUGAAACAUAAUUUGAGAGUGAAAGUUUUGGUAAAAAAAAAAAUGUGUUUUAAAAUAUUUACACUGUUUCAAUCAGACAAAUGUGCCUUGUUUUUAAUCAUUAAAUGUUUGAUCAAUAAGUGAGUGUUUGACAAUGAUCAUUAAAUGUUAUUCUCAGCCCCA
Chanos chanos (milkfish) is the source of this 2757-nucleotide messenger RNA. RefSeq names its product UDP-glucuronosyltransferase 2C1. NCBI's taxonomy places the organism in Eukaryota, Metazoa, Chordata, Actinopteri, Gonorynchiformes, Chanidae. The transcript is spliced from 2 exons. The coding region runs from base 182 to 1792 and encodes 536 amino acids. The record is from RefSeq and is a predicted model, not a curated record. Gene Ontology annotation, molecular function: UDP-glycosyltransferase activity.